AUGACUGGUCCGCUAUUCGACGGAGAUACCUCACAUGUCGUGGUCACGUCGUCUGAUGUUUUCGAGGGGAUUUUGGAGAGAUACCAGGAUUCACAUGCCAGGGGUUGCCCUGAGACCGAGCCUCCAAUCACUGGUGGAGGGCAGUAA
Molecule: messenger RNA, 147 nt
Organism: Colletotrichum lupini
Lineage: Eukaryota; Fungi; Ascomycota; Sordariomycetes; Glomerellales; Glomerellaceae
Exons: 2
Coding region: 1-147 (48 amino acids)
Source: RefSeq, a predicted model, not a curated record